AGCUCGUGGAAUUGAUGGGGACUUAAUUUCAUUGUGGCAGCUCUGUGUCGUAAAUAUUUAUUUUGUCAGUAAAAUGUUUGCUUUUAAAAACAGAAUAUACAAGGUUGUGAAAUGUGGAAAAUAUUGCCAAAGCAGAAAUUUUAGAGUGGGAAAUUCAUCUUUGGGCAGUGUUAACCUGCAGGGCCGCAGCUUUCUAACAUUGAAGGACUUUAAUGCACAGGAAAUUAAACAUAUCCUGUGGGUAUCCGCUGACCUGAAACAUCGAAUAAAGCACAGGGGAGAGUAUCUCCAGUUACUUCAAGGCAAAUCUAUUGCCAUGAUAUUUGAGAAGAGGAGCACUAGGACCCGCAUUUCUACUGAAACAGGGUUCUCUUUGUUGGGUGGCCAUCCAUGUUUUCUCACACCCCAGGAUAUUCAUCUGGGGGUCAAUGAGAGCACCACUGACACAGCCAGGGUGCUUUCUGGUUUGGUAGAUAUUGUGUUAGCUCGGGUGUAUAGUCACUCAACUCUGGAGCAACUGGAUAAAGACGCUUCUAUACCAAUCAUCAAUGGCCUGUCUGCACUCUACCACCCCAUACAGAUUCUGGCUGACCUACUCACACUGCAGGAGCACUAUGGUUCAUUAAAAGGCCUCACUGUGGCUUGGAUAGGUGAUGGAAACAACGUUCUUCACUCCCUCAUGAUGACAUUGGCCAAACUAGGUGUCAAUCUAAAAGUGGCCACACCCAAGGGUUAUGAGCCAGAUACUAAUGUCACUCAAGAGGCUCAGCGUCUUUCUAAACAGUUUGGUACCGAGUUGCAAUUCCUCCCUGAUCCACUGGAGGCAGCACGGGGCAGUAGUGUGCUAGUUACUGACACCUGGGUGAGCAUGGGCCAAGAGGAGGACAAGAAGAAGAGGCUUAAGGAUUUCCAUGGUUACCAGAUCACGAUGCAGACAGGAAGUGUGGCUGUACCAGAUUGGACCUUUCUGCACUGUCUUCCACGUAAAGCAGAGGAAGUGGACGAUGAGGUUUUCUACUCAGCUCGUUCCCUUGUGUUCACUGAGGCUGAGAACCGCAAGUGGACCAUCAUGGGUUUGAUGGUGUGCAUCCUGACGGACUAUUGGCCACAAAUUCCUAAACUCAAGUUUUGAAAUAUCAUGAGAAAACAAACAAAACUAUGUUGCCAAAACAACAGAACAUAAAAGCAGAUACAUCUAAAUUGAAUCUAUACAUUUGCUUCCUGUAUCAUAAAAUGAGUAAAUCUCAUAUACCUUGACAUCAUUUGUCAUAAUUCUUUCUUCAGUAUUCCUUUGCCAGUGUCUUCUGUCAAAAAAUCUGAAUAUAUUUUAUGAAUUGAAUGUGUGAAAAAUCAUUUUCACAACAUGCAUUUCAUUAUUCAAACAUUUAGGUGCAAGUCCACAAGUAGUCCAAUCCUGUAUAUGACCUAUAGAGGGUGCUAUGAAAUUGUAAACAUAUUUUACAGUAUUUUAAGUACAAGGCAUUGGAAGUACACAGUUUUUCAGAUUAGAAAUGGGUCACAAAAUGCAUGUGGUACACUCAAAGAUCAAAUUCUUUUUCAUGACAAUAAAAU
Xyrauchen texanus (razorback sucker) is the source of this 1572-nucleotide messenger RNA. It is a transcript of the gene otc, whose product is annotated as ornithine transcarbamylase. Gene Ontology annotation, biological process: L-citrulline biosynthetic process. Gene Ontology annotation, molecular function: ornithine carbamoyltransferase activity; amino acid binding. The record is from RefSeq and is a predicted model, not a curated record. Bases 74 to 1132 code for a protein of 352 amino acids. Gene Ontology annotation, cellular component: mitochondrion. The transcript is spliced from 10 exons. NCBI's taxonomy places the organism in Eukaryota, Metazoa, Chordata, Actinopteri, Cypriniformes, Catostomidae.